Molecule: messenger RNA, 1188 nt
Organism: Opisthorchis viverrini
Lineage: Eukaryota; Metazoa; Platyhelminthes; Trematoda; Opisthorchiida; Opisthorchiidae
Exons: 6
Source: RefSeq, a predicted model, not a curated record
UUACUGACGAGAUGGCUCAAAUGGUUAGAGCGCGAAUUUAGUGACCGGAAGGUCCGUGGUUCGAACCCGACCUCCGCCACUCGACUUCCCCUGUCUAGGCUUGGGCAACCUGACAGUAUCCCAGCCCUCGUGCUUCCUUCGGGUGGCAUGGCAGCUAGGCACCGAAAGGGCGCUACAGCUGAACGAUUAUUAUUAUUAUUACACAGUUACUGGUGCUUCCGUAAAUCAUUGAGAAUGAACCGAGCCAAACGGUACCGGUCGUUGUUCAGUAGCACCCUCCCGGUGCCUAGUUGCCAUCCCAAAGGAAGGAGGCAUGAGGGCUGUGAUUCUGCCCGGUUGCCCAGGCCUAGACAGGAACGAUUGAGUUGCAGAGAUCAAAUUCGAACUACGGACCUUCCGGUCCGUAAGCUGCAGAGCUAUCUCCAGACCGCUAACUACUGUAGAGAGAUAACAAUAAUAAUCACACAAAAAUGUUACAGCCACAACAAGCCUCACUACAUAAAAGUUAAUGGAAUGAAGACCAUGCACAAUGAUUCUCUGGAAAAGGCUGAUGACCUUCCUUACUGGCCAGUUAGAAAGCAGGGCCUGGCCUACCCAAGCGUGGAUAAUCACCAGUGUCGACGGUUAAAGCGUAUCACUUGGUUCGGAACGACUUUAUUGGCUAUUUGUUCCUUGACCACUUCUCAUCGGUACAGGGCUGGACAAAAAGUGCUAUGCGAGGUAGACGGUCCAACAAAAAUGAAAUCGUUCAGCUGUGACACCCUUCCGGUGCCUAACUGCCAUGCUACUCGAAGGAAGCACGAGGGCUGGGAUACUGUCAGGUUGCCCAAGCCUAGACAGGGGAAGUCGAGAGGCGGAGGUCGGGUUCGAACCACGGACCUUCCGGUACUUCAGUCGCCGAAAACAUCCAACACUAUCAACCGUAGUGGCUCGGUCACGUCCUAUGCAUUCCCAAAAACCAUCCACCGAGACGAGUGUUGUUCUCCGAUUCGUAACCGACUGCGGGACUCGUGGUUGAGGCGCGAAACUGCCGACUGGAAAGCCCAUGGUUCAAACCGAACUCCGGCAUCUCGAUCACUCCUGUCUAGGGUUGGGAACCCUGACGAAAUCUCAGACCAUGUGCUCCCUUCGAAUGGUAUGGUAGCUAGGCACCGAAAACACGUUACAGAUGAACUGUUAUUUUUAUGA